AGCGCCGGAAGUGGCCGUGGCCGCAUGGUGGUGGCGGCGGCGGCGGCGGCGGCAAGAUGGGGCGGCCGAGCAAAAGCAAGAACCAGAAGACGGAGCGGGCGGCGGCGCUGCACCAGGCCCAGCAGGAAUACAGCGCCGUCCCCCACUCCUUCGUCUUCAACCGCGGCCGCGUCGGCAAGAAUGUGCGGCAGCUGAUCGCCGACGUCAGGAAGGUGAUGGAGCCCUACACCGCCAGAGCCCUCAAGGUGCGGAAAAACAACUCCCUGAAGGAUUUUGUCGCCGUGGCCGGGCCCCUGGGGGUGACGCAUUUCUUGGUCUUCAGCAAAUCAUCCUCCAGCAUCAAUUUUAAGCUUUUCCGGCUGCCCGGUGGCCCGACGCUGACGUUCAAGGUGACGCAGUACUCGCUGAUCAAGGACGUGGUGUCGUCCCUCAAGCGGCACCGCAUGCACGAGCAGCAGUUUACCCACCACCCGCUGCUGGUCCUCAGCAAUUUCGGUCUCCAGCAGAUCCAGGUCAAGCUGAUGGCCAGCAUGUUCCAAAACAUGUUCCCUUCCAUCAACGUCCACAGGGUCAACCUCAACAACAUCAAGAGGUGUUUGCUCAUCAGCUACGACGCAGAGACGCAGCUCCUCGAUUUCAGGCAUUACAGCCUGAAGGUCGUGCCUGUGGGCAUGAACAAAGCCGUGAAGAAGCUGCUGCAGGAGAAGUUCCCCAACAUGAGCCGCCUGGAAGACAUCAGCGAGCUACUGGUGAAGGACAUAAACCUGUCGGAGAGCGAGGCCGAGCAAGACGGGACCCACAACGUCCUAGAGCUGCCGCAGGCGUACGCCGGCCGAGGCAACAUGAAAGCGCAGCAGAGCGCCGUGCGCCUCACCGAGAUCGGCCCCCGCAUGACUCUGCAGCUCAUCAAGGUGGAGGAGGGCCUGGCGCAGGGCAACGUCCUCUACCACGGCUUCAUCCACAAAACGGAGGCGGAGGUGAAGGAGAUCCUGGCGCGGAAGGAGGCGAAGCUGCAGCUGAAGGCGGAGCGGCGGCAGAAGCAGGAGGCGGAUGUGGAACGCAAGCGGCGGCAGCGGGAGGCUCACAGGGAGAAGAGCCUGGUGGGGAUUCGGAGGAAACGGCAGCAGGACGGUGACAGUGACGCCGAGGAUCCCGGGGCGCCGGAGCAGCAGGAUGCGGGCGACCAGUCGGAGGAGAGCGAUGCCGAGUAUUACCGGCAGGAGGUGGGCGAGGAGCCGGACAAAGAUCUGUUCCCCGACCGCACCAAGAGGAAGCGAAGCUCCUCGGGCCCUGCCCCGCUACGGAAGCGACGACGGCAAAGCCAAGCAGAGCAUCCCGCCGCCCCCAACCCUCGCCCCACAGCACCGGGGAAGCAGCGGAAGGGAGAAGCGGCACCGCGGGAUUCGCGGCACCGCGGCAAGGCCAAGCACGGGGCGGGCGGCCGAAAGCUACACCGAGGAACUGAGCACCCAGGCCGGCAAGGGGCCCAUCCCAGCUCCGGUCGUGCCCCCUCUAGGCCGAAGGGGCAAGGAGGGAAGCUGCUGACAAAGGGGAAGAUGAUUUUCCGGCGGCCCGGACGUGCCAAGAAGGGAAAACGCUGAGGCACCAGCUGCCAGCCACGCGCCAAGACUGUGGGGGGGAAGAGGAAAUGGCCCCCCCUCCGCCCCCUGCCCCGUUCCUGUGUAAUACACUGCUUGGAACCACC
Molecule: messenger RNA, 1705 nt
Organism: Chroicocephalus ridibundus (black-headed gull)
Lineage: Eukaryota; Metazoa; Chordata; Aves; Charadriiformes; Laridae
Gene: PPAN
Product: peter pan homolog
Exons: 12
Coding region: 57-1601 (514 amino acids)
Biological process (GO): ribosomal large subunit assembly; rRNA processing
Cellular component (GO): preribosome, large subunit precursor
Molecular function (GO): rRNA binding
Source: RefSeq, a predicted model, not a curated record